CCGUCGUUGUUGUGAGUGUCCUGCGCGUCUUCAUGAAGCACGUGCCAACAUUACGACCUCAUUUUUAAAUAAACGGCUCCGGGCUUCCGGAGAACCGUUUCCGGAACUCUUCCGGCCGAUUGAAGCUACAUGUUCCUCACGAUUUAUUCACCAGAAAACGAUCCGGUGAUGAUCAAGUGAUCGAGUGCUUAUCGGUGCUGGUGUUUUACUUUUUUUAAAGGAAAUGAUUCCGGAAAGUUUUCCAAGGUAAUGAAGUGAAGCCUCUCAACCCACCAACAAAAUGAAUUCGAAAGUCAACCACAGCCGAGUGGUGGAACAACCCAGUUGGUCGAGUCCUUCUGGCAGUCCGUCACCGCCGCCGCCGCCUGUGCCACCACCGGUGGCGGCGAGAUGGGCAAGGACGGAGCAGAACAGCGCCGAUUCUUGUCCGCACUGCCGGGGACGGCUGGCUUCCUUACCCACAAGAACUACCUCACUCAGUAGCUACUCAGGAUGCAAAGACCGAAGCACGCCUCUUCCUCGACCACCGGAAGACGAAGAUUCGUUUCCUGUUAUUUGCGACCGAGAAUUGCAUUCAUUGCAUCGAAACGUGCCAGCACUUCGACGAAGGGACGUCGAUACAGCCACUAUUAAACAACAUUAUUACCCAGAAGGAGGAUGGGGUUGGUUGGUGUGCGGAGCAGCCUUCUUGGCCCACCUUCUCACCUCCGGCUUCCAAUUGGCUUUCGGACUGUUGUAUUUGUAUACCAUGAAGUUUCUUAUUAGGAAAAAUCAAGACAAGGAUUUUUACGUGAUGGCAACGGCUUGGUUGGGAGCUUUGUGCCUGUGUAUCUCUUUUUUGACCGCUCCAUUAAUUGUGGCAGUUUGUAGAAGAAAGUCAACGAGAUUGGCAGCCGCGUUUGGGGGCCUUGUGACGGCUCUGGCGUGUCUUUUUACGUCUUUCGCCGUACAGUUCCAUCAAGCGCUUCUCAGUUAUGGGCUAGUGUUGGGACUGGGCGCUGGAGUAGUCCGGGAAACUUCCGGGUUAAUGCUGGGGCAUUAUUUCAAGAGGAGGAGAGAGUUCGUGGAAAUGGUCGCGCAAGCCGGAGCUGGGGUCGGAAUCGCCUUGUUUUCGGUGCUUUAUAAAGAAGCAGUGGGGAAACUGGGAUGGAGAUUAGGCCUGCAGGCCAUCACCGGUUUACUCUCCCUCGCGUUUUUCCUUCCCGUCGUCUACCGUUCGGCCAAUUUAUACCACCCACAACGACGUGCCAUAACACAUUUAAAAAAUCAACGCAAAAAAAUGAAAGAGAAGAAAACACACGCCAAAGCCAAGAAACCGCCAAUGUUCGAUUUCACGCCGUUGAAAAGUCGCGGAUUGAGAGUAUUGAUGGUAGCUUGUGCUUUCGCUGCUUUAGGAAUUUACGCCCCCGUUUUCUACCUUGUCUACCAAGGGUAUAAGGAAGGAUUAGAAGACAGUGCUUUAGUUCUCUUACAAACUUUCAUGGGGUUUGCGUCGGCUCUGGGUUGCGUGGGAUUCGGAUUAGUGACUGUGAGACCAAGCUCGCAGUGCUUGAUUUCGAGGCAGUAUUUGUGCCAAGCGGCCAUGGUAGGGAUCGGAGUGUCUCUUUUGGCCCUAAGUGCUGUUCAGGGGUACCACGGGUAUGUCUUGUUUGUGUGGCUGUAUGGUACUUGUCUCGGGGGUUAUACCUACUCGUUGAAAAUGUUUGCUUUGGAGCGAGUCCGAGGCCGCCACUUCACUAAAGCUUGGAGCUUUAUUCAAGGUGCUAAGUCCCUUCCUGUGCUUUUAGGAAUUCCUAUAACCGGUUAUAUUAAUCAAACUUAUCCGAAAGCAGGGUAUUAUUUUAGUUUCGUUACGACGAUCGUAGGCGCCAGUUUAAUGUUUCUGGUUGGUACCCGCAAAGACCACAUCAAUAGCAACACCAAUAAUUGCAACCUGAACGGUUGCAAUAUAACCAACUUGAACGAAUGCGCUUGCAACUUGGCUCUUAAUUACAACAACAUCUGCACGUCCGACUUGCAACCGUACAAUUUCUGUCGACAAAGCGGCAACCACUACGAACGGCUUUUCAAUUACGGCCAGAUGGAUCGAAGCGAUUUCCAUCGACAUUCUUUGCGUCACCAUUACCUGCCUAAAAGUCUCAGCUACGCGGCCAACAUCGACAGAUCGCCCUACCACCAAUAUCCGGUACAUUAUCAUGAUUACGUGCGACUGACCAAUCCCAGAACCAGGAACAUGUUGAGACCGAGCAAAAGUGUUCCUGAAGGACUCGCGCGAUGGGAUUAUUGCGGCUCUUACAGGAGACCGAUAAUUAGGAACGUUCAAGUUAUCGAACAAAUUACUACUUCGGUGUAACGUAACGGUUCCGGUGCCAAUUCUAGUCAUUUUAGUCACUCGUUGGUGGAUUUGUGAGAAGUAGAUAAUUCGAUUUGUGACUGUUCCAAUUUAGAUUACAUUGUACCUAAAAAGCGAAACUUCGGUGGUUUGGAAACGAGUGUUUUUUUAAUGUAUUUCAAAAUUUUGCCUCGCGUUUGUGGUAAAAGUGACUCCAUUAAAGUUGAUCACACAUAUCCAAACUAUACUGAUUAUAUUUCACCGGGUAUUUUAAAAUUUAGAGGACAUGCUAUUUUACAGAGUGGGGUAAAAGCUAGAAGUACACACCUGGGCGUGGAAGAGUUCACUAUAAAAAAAAGGGGAGAUUUUGGAAGCAGUGGCGUGUGGGUUUGCUUUAUUAUAGCAGUAUUUGAAAAAGGACGCCACUAGUCUGCGUUUUCUCUUAAUUAAGCUGCCUAAGUGUACAAUGGCGAGCGUUAAAUUUUAGUAGUCAAUUCACUAAUAUACCCUCUUGUCAAAAUUACACGGGGAAACUCCUUUUUUGACAAAAAGAUGAAGUUUCAAAAUUACAUUAUCUACCAAAAUUUUAUGCUCGCCAUUGUACCUCUCUCUAGCUUUCAUCUCACUAUUAGUUUUGUUACUUUUUUUAUAUAAAAGAAUUUAAGGUUAUUCAAAAAGGUAUGGAAGUUUUUAAAUGAAACCUAAUGUUCCAACAAAAUCGUAAAAUUAACCGAUCGUGCUGUGCAAGCGGGUGGUUCAAUUUUAAAACACCCGGAAUAAACUCACUACAGGAAAAGUCACUUUUAAUACAAGCAAAAGUCAUUCGUCUUGACUAAUAUUUCUAGUAUUGACCAGAUUUUAUAGCAAUACACUAUGGUUGUGACCACUUUAUGACGAAUCUAGACGAACUAUAGUAGAAUUUAUCGUGGGAACAAAAUACACUUAAUCUAAAAACAACAUUUUAGCGAAACAUUAAAGUUGAAUAGAAUAAUUAUUGUCGCUUUAUAUUUUAUAAAAGCCGAUUCUUUAUUAUUAAACUUGUAAUCUGUUAAAAAUUUUGUUAUAAUUUAUUUGUUAAUCAAUUUAUUGUUGCAUUAUUUAUUUAGAUGCCA
This is a messenger RNA of Tribolium madens (black flour beetle), 3444 nucleotides long. RefSeq names its product monocarboxylate transporter 2-like. Gene Ontology annotation, biological process: transmembrane transport. The coding region runs from base 281 to 2353 and encodes 690 amino acids. The transcript is spliced from 10 exons. The record is from RefSeq and is a predicted model, not a curated record. Gene Ontology annotation, molecular function: monocarboxylic acid transmembrane transporter activity. Lineage: Eukaryota; Metazoa; Arthropoda; Insecta; Coleoptera; Tenebrionidae.